Suillus paluster is the source of this 926-nucleotide messenger RNA. RefSeq names its product 20S proteasome subunit beta 3. The transcript is spliced from 4 exons. Lineage: Eukaryota; Fungi; Basidiomycota; Agaricomycetes; Boletales; Suillaceae. Bases 133 to 750 code for a protein of 205 amino acids. The record is from RefSeq and is a predicted model, not a curated record. Gene Ontology annotation, cellular component: proteasome core complex, beta-subunit complex; proteasome core complex. Gene Ontology annotation, biological process: proteasome-mediated ubiquitin-dependent protein catabolic process.
GCCGCGCCAGCUACAACACCAGUGUCUCUCAUACCAAACAGCAUAACCACCACCAGAGCUAGCAAACAUGGUCAGACCGCGUUCCGAGUUCGCAUAAUCUACUGUGCUGAUUUACAUCGUCUGCAGUCGAUCAUGGAAUACAACGGUGGCUCCGUUUUAGCCAUGGUAGGGAAAGAUUGCGUCGCCAUUGCUUCGGAUAUGCGGUUAGGAAGUCAAGCGUUGGGGAUAUCUUCAAAUUUCCAGAGAAUAUUUCCUGUAACUGAUCGGGUAUAUGUUGGCCUACCUGGGUUGGCUACCGACGUGACGACACUUCGGGAGCGCUUUCGCUAUCGGGUCAAUAUGUAUACCAUCAAGGAGGAGAGAGAGAUAGAACCAGAGACUUUUGCCCACUUGGUUUCCUCGACGCUCUAUCAGCAUCGAUUUGGUCCUUACUUCAUCGAACCAGUCAUGGCUGGUCUAUCGAAAACGCCCUCCGGAGGUUACAAGCCUUUCAUCGCUGCCACAGACCUUAUAGGGUGUCUAAACUUUGCAAAAGACUUUGUGGUAGCUGGUACAGCGAGCGCGAAAUUGUUUGGUGUGGCAGAAGGUCUUUGGGAACCAGACUUGGAAGCGGAAGAUUUGUUCGAAACCAUCUCGCAAACGCUCUUGAACGCUGUCGAUAGAGACGCGUACUCUGGUUGGGGAGCAAUUGUCCAUGUCAUUACCAAGGACAAGAUUAUCACGCGUACAUUGAAAGGUAGAAUGGAUUAGAUUGUAACAGCAAUUCACAAUGCACAUGUCCGAGUCAGAUGUAUCUCCGCUUACAGAGCUAAUUAUACUUGCUCUAGUGCCAUAUGAGUAUCGCCAAUAUUUGAUAAACGGCGAUGUUCACGGAGCUCAAUUGAGUGGUUCAAGUCUGUAUUUUUGUACCUGUGAUGCAGACGCGC